GGCCUGCCGACCCUCUCCGCGGCCUGGGCGGUGGUACGGCCCACACCCCCUACCCGCGGCCUGGGCAGUGGUACGGCCUGCCACCCCCCGCGGCCGCGGCAGUGGUACGGCCCGGGCGAGUCACGCGCCUGGGGCCGGGCGCCGUGCACCCGCGGGGGGAGGAGGUGACGGCGCGGCCCCGGACCCCGAGGGCAGCCCCAGGGGCUUCGGGACUCCGCCGGCGCCUGGCGUCGCCCUGGUCUGUCCGAAACCCUCAGGUCCCAGGGCUGAAGAAAGACUGCUGUUGGGAAGCGGCCUGUCUCGCUUUGGCCUAGGCGCCAUGCGCGUCCCGUGACUGCCAAGCACGGAGCUUCUGUGAGUCCAGUCCUUCCUUGGUGUCCUCCGAGCCGGUGCCCCUCAGUCUGGUGUCUGCAGACCCCGCAGUGACCCUUCCACCCUCUGUGGCAACAGCAGUCCUUUCUGCUCGGCUCCUGAGUUCCUGUCUUUCUCCAGCGGCAGCGAGCGGGUGUCGCCUGUGUGGGAGACCUGUUGUGGAGGAGAGGACCCCUCCCCUGUCGGGGAAGGGGGACGGGCGAGCCGGGCCCCGGGGCCGAUGAGGGGCCCCUCCGAGCAGGGCCCUGCGGGGGGGGGAGGCUGAGGGGUGACCGGCUGGGGUCCGUGGGGAGGGUCCUGGCCCUUUACCCUCGGCGCUGCCCUCUAGUCCUGCAGCCCAGCCCAGACUCUCCCUGACCUCGGGGCCCUCCCGCUAAACCUAAACGUCCUCCUGUCAACUGUCUGUCCCCGCACCCCCCCCCCCCCCCCCCCCGGCGCCGUCCAGGCCGGGGCCUGACUCACUGCCCACGGGCCGCCUCCUCAGAGGCCUGUCUCGUGGUGGGUCCUGCGGCUCCUGCUGUUUGGCAGGCACGGGCCGGUUGGCCCAGCGGGCGGCUGCGAAGCAGGUGGGCAGGCUGGAGAGCGGCCCUGAGCUCCCGGCAGCAGGAGGGCGACGCCGGCCCCGCCGUGCGCGCUCAGGCCGCUUGGUGCCUUGGCUCGGUCGGCCCUCUGCGGGGGCCUGGCUUGCUGGGCGACGCGCGCAGGGAACCUGCCCUUUGACUCCGUGGUGGGGGGUGGUGUCCCCAAGAGAAGAGGGCCGGCGCCCAGGACUCUCUCAGACGCCAGGCGCCUGAACGGUUACCAAUGGAGCAGGGCUGUCUGGGGCACUUCCUGUGGUGACAGAAAUGGUCCCCAGUCCACCCUGUUCCCUUAAAACGGUGGCCGUGAGCCCCGCGAGCCUGUGAGACGAGGACAGGGCUGCUCGGGAGGGCGAGGCUCCCGCUCCCGUCUCAGACGCGUGGGCCCAGAGAGUCCUCGUCCCUCCUCGAGCCUGGCUUCCAGGCCCUGCUGUGUCACGCGUGGCAGGCAUCCUGCACCCGCGGGCCUGCCCUCCUGACGCGCUCACCGCCCGUGUGCCCCCAGGAGGCCUCGCGCCCGCCCCCGGACGCCAUGAACGCCAUCGUCGCGCUCUGCCACUUCUGCGAGCUCCACGGCCCCCGCACUCUCUUCUGCACGGAGGUGCUGCACGCGCCGCUUCCGCAGGGGGCCGGGAGCGGGGACGGCGCCGGCCAGGGUGACCAGGCCGAGGAGGAGGAGGGCGGCAUUCAGAUGAGCAGCCGCGUCCGCGCGCACAGCCCGGCGGAAGGGGCCAGCGCGGAGUCCAGCAGCCCGGGGCCCAAGAAGUCAGACAUGUGCGAGGGCUGCCGGUCCCUUGCCGCCGGCCACCCCGGCUACAUCAGCCACGACAAGGAGACCUCCAUCAAGUACGUCAGUCACCAGCACCCCAACCACCCCCAGCUCUUCAGCAUCGUCCGCCAGGCCUGCGUGCGGAGCCUGAGCUGUGAGGUCUGCCCCGGGCGCGAAGGCCCCAUCUUCUUCGGGGACGAGCAGCACGGCUUCGUGUUCAGCCACACGUUCUUCAUCAAGGACAGCCUGGCCCGCGGCUUCCAGCGCUGGUACAGCAUCAUCGCCAUCAUGAUGGACCGCAUCUACCUCAUCAACUCCUGGCCCUUCCUGCUGGGCAGGGUGCGAGGGAUCAUCGACGAGCUCCAGGGCAAGGCCCUCAAGGUGUUCGAGGCGGAGCAGUUCGGGUGCCCCCAGCGCGCGCAGAGGAUGAACACGGCCUUCACGCCGUUCCUGCACCAGAGGAACGGCAACGCCGCCCGCUCGCUGACCUCCCUGACCGACGACGACAGCCUCUGGGCCUGCCUGCACACCUCCUUCGCCUGGCUCCUGAAGGCGUGUGGCAGCCGGCUGACCGAGAAGCUCCUGGAAGGCGCGCCCACUGAGGACACCUUGGUCCAGAUGGAGCAGCUCGCAGACCUGGAAGAGGAGUCGGAGAGCUGGGGCAGCCCCGAGGCCACAGAGGAGGGGGAAGGCCCUGCGCUGCCAGAGGCCGCGGGCGGCCGGGAGCUGGCCCAGCGCCCCCCGGACCCGGCCAUGCUCUCCGACCGUGGAGCCUGGCAGCCGCGGAAGCCCCCCGUCUUCAAGUCCCUGCGGCACAUGCGGCAGGUGCUGGGGGCCCCGUCUUUUCGCAUGCUGGCCUGGCACGUGCUCAUGGGGAACCAGGUCAUCUGGAAGAGCAGAGACGCGGACCUCGUCCACUCAGCCUUCGAGGUCCUCCGGACCAUGCUGCCCGUGGGCUGCGUCCGCGUCAUCCCCUACAGUGGCCAGUACGAGGAGGCCUACCGCUGCAACUUCCUGGGGCUCAGCCCGCACGUGCACAUCCCCCCCCACGUGCUGGCCUCAGAGUUCGCCGUCAUCGUGGAGGUCCACGCGGCCCCCCGCUCCAGCCUCCACCCGGCCGCGUGCGAGGACGACCAGUCCCUCAGCAAGUACGAGUUCGUGGUCACCAGUGGAAGCCCAGUGGCCGCGGACCGAGUCGGCCCCACCAUCCUGAAUAAGAUGGAAGCUGCCUUGACCAACCAGAACCUGUCCGUGGACGUGGUGGACCAGUGCCUGGUGUGCCUCAAGGAGGAGUGGAUGAACAAAGUGAAGGUGCUCUUCAAGUUCACCAAGGUCGACAGCCGGCCCAAGGAGGACACGCAGAAGCUGCUGAGCAUCCUCGGGGCGUCCGAGGAGGACAACGUCAAGCUGCUCAAGUUCUGGAUGACCGGCCUGAGCAAGACCUACAAGUCCCACCUCAUGUCCACCGUCCGCAGCCCCACGGCCUCCGAGCCCCGCAGUUAACCCCGUGGGCACCUGCUGGGGAGCGGGGGCGGCUGUCCUGGCCACGGAGCUCGGGUGCGCUCCCGGGCCGUCGCGGGCCGUCCCCCCGCGUCCACACGGCCCAUGUGGAGCUGCUGCCGAUACGGAGUGGGCGCCGCGGUGCCUGCGCUUGGCCCUCUGGGUGGGGGUGGAUGGACCUGGCGCCGUUCUUGGCGCCACCCGACAGACUGUCAGCAUUGUCCGGCCCUGAGGGGGGCGGCGGGAAGCCUGUGCCCCGGAGCCCCCUGCCCUCGGGCACCUCAGGCCUGUGGCAGACACGGAUCUCCCAGCUCACGGGGGGUCCGUCGGGCCGCCUCAGCCUGAGCGCCGUGGCCGCGGUGUCGCGUCCUGGAUCGAGGUCAGCGCUCGGGCCUUUCUGUCCCGGGAUUCAGCACGGGUGUUCCGGGUUCCCAGUGUGUCCGCGCCUCUCGCUGUGGUGGUGGAGGUCAGCCGGGGCCCGAUCCGUAGGCCUUGCUGGCGGUCUGGUCUUGGGUUCGGGCCUGGGAGGGGCCUCGGGGGUGGGGUGAGUGUUUCCCCAGCUUCGGGUCGUCCGGAAGUCACGCUCUGAGGUCGUGGGAGGCCGCCCAGCACGGCAGCUGGAAAACCACCCUGCAGCCUGAGGCCAAGCCCCGGUCUUGUGUGCGGAGGUGGUGGUUUGUGGAAAGGUCGAAGGAGCUUGAGACGGGCCCGGCUCUGCGUGGAGUUGAGAAACGCGCGUGGUUUCCGUCCGUGUCACUCUGCCCUUUGCUGCUUCUUGAGACACUGAGGUUUGGCGGCAGGGAACCCUCCGAGUGUCGGGGGUGGCUUGCGACGAUUUCGUCGUCCCGGUGUACGUUUGGAAGAAGGAGUCACGGUUAGAAGCUUUCCCAGUGGUUUUGCUGAUUGGUUCAUGGUUUCUUGUGUUUAGUCUGUAGUUAACGUGAAGGCCGUGUUUGUAUGAGUGGGCAUCUGUGUCGUGCAGCAGCAUCGAAACAAUAAAGGUAUAUUUUUCUAAA
Molecule: messenger RNA, 4235 nt
Organism: Phacochoerus africanus (Common warthog)
Lineage: Eukaryota; Metazoa; Chordata; Mammalia; Artiodactyla; Suidae
Gene: FLCN
Product: folliculin
Exons: 15
Coding region: 1483-3222 (579 amino acids)
Biological process (GO): positive regulation of GTPase activity; negative regulation of transcription by RNA polymerase II; positive regulation of transforming growth factor beta receptor signaling pathway
Cellular component (GO): cytosol
Molecular function (GO): GTPase activator activity
Source: RefSeq, a predicted model, not a curated record